Molecule: messenger RNA, 2148 nt
Organism: Oxyura jamaicensis (ruddy duck)
Lineage: Eukaryota; Metazoa; Chordata; Aves; Anseriformes; Anatidae
Gene: TMEM163
Product: transmembrane protein 163
Exons: 8
Coding region: 242-1078 (278 amino acids)
Cellular component (GO): synaptic vesicle membrane
Molecular function (GO): zinc ion binding
Source: RefSeq, a predicted model, not a curated record
AAGGGCACCGCCGGGAGGCGGCACCGCUCUCCCACCUGCCCCCCGGCGGCGGCGGCGCCGAGGUUCGCGAUGAGGCGGCCGCGGGGAGCAGCCGGAGGAGUUUGUUCGCCGCCUGGCCCCGGCUCCCUGAUGCUCUGAGCCGGAGUCUGUCUCCUCCUCUCCCCGGGCUCGCACCCGGGCUGGAUGCUCCCGCUCGUUCCUCGCCACGCCGCUCCGCUCGCCAGCCGCCUCCUCACCAGCCAUGGAGCCGUCAGCAGCCGCCCUGGACAGCACCCCGGACCCCGCCAUCGUGCAGCCCCCCGGGAGCAGCCCGUCGCUGCCCCCCCGGGAGCAGCAGCAGCAGCAGCAGCAGCAGGAGCAGCUGCGGAUCGGGGAGAGCGGGCAGUUCAGCGAGGGGCUGGAGGACCGAGGUUUACUAGAAAGCAGUACAAGGCUAAAACCUCAUGAAGCUCAAAGCUACAGAAAGAAGGCCUUGUGGGUUUCCUGGGUCUCCAUUAUUGUCACACUGGCUCUUGCAGUGGCUGCUUUCACUGUCUCCGUAAUGAGAUACAGUGCAUCAUCCUUUGGAUUUGCUUUUGAUGCUACCCUGGAUGUUUUGUCAUCAGCGAUAGUUUUGUGGCGUUACAGCAACGCAGCUGCUGUACAUUCUGCACACAGGGAGUACAUAGCUUGUGUUAUCUUGGGCGUCAUAUUCCUCCUAUCAUCUAUAUGUAUUGUGAUCAAAGCCAUCCACGAUCUAGCGAAGAAGGUGCUUCCAGAAGUGGAUGAUUUUCUGUAUAGCGUCUCCGUUUUAAGUGGCAUCCUUUGCACUGUUUUGGCAGUAAUCAAAUUUAUGCUGGGAAAGGUCCUUACAAGCAGAGCGCUGAUAACUGACGGUUUCAACUCUCUUGUAGGUGGAAUAAUGGGAUUUUCCAUCCUUCUUAGCGCAGAAGUAUUUAAGCACAAUUCUUCUGUCUGGUUUCUGGAUGGCAGUAUAGGAGUUUUAAUUGGACUAACAAUAUUUGCCUAUGGGAUCAAGCUGCUCAUUGACAUGGUACCCCGCGUAAGGCAAACGCGCCACUACGAAAUGUUUGAGUGAAGCUCACACCCUCUUCUUUGUAAGGACUGUAGACCUACAGCAUCAUGCAUUUUGGCAAGUGGUGCCAAUGGUAUUUUAUUAACUAUGCGGUUUGUUUCCCGUGGUCUGUUUUUGUUAAAGUUUGUUUUAAUGGGAAAUCUCUCUGUAAAACCGGCAUAUGUGCACACUGCUUGCAAUUCAGCGAAACAGCAGCAUUUUUCUGUCAAGUAUGCUAUCGAUUCCUGUGAAAAUAGAAAACAUGCAGUUUGCAGUUUUAACCCAGCUGCCAUGUUGUAUAUUCUAGAGUGAAAGUGUUCUUAAUGAUGUGAUAAACCUGUGGGUAAAGAAGUGCCAGUUUCAGAUCCUGUUUUUUUCCCCAGCCUGUAUUUUCCUCAACAUGUGCUGUAACAGAAGUGCAAGCCUUGCUAACCUCUUUGGCUAACAGAGUACCCCGUGUAGAGAGUGGACACCAAAAGCUGUGUUGCUUGAAACACUUGAGUAGCUACUUCUUCCAGCCCUUUUUAAAUAGACCCACAGAAAGAGCAGUUGCAAACCUUUCUGUGAGCAGAGAGGUACUUCAUUUUAAUCCUAAACUAACUGAAACUAUCCCUCCUCAAUUUAAAUUCUAUUUUUUCCUAACAAGACACCAUCCAUUGCUUUGCAUGGACCAAACAAGCACACGCAGUAUUACUGUACAGACCAAAGCCAAAAAGCCCUGCAAGGAAGAGGAGCUGCUUGAGGAAUGGGAUUCUCAUCUUCUGUUGUACUUUGCACAGAUGUGUCAGCGUGUGUGACUUUGUGGUUGCUCUGUAGUCUGACAAUGACACAGCAGUGGCUCAACCUGGUGGUGAGAUAGAGAUCUAUUUAUUAGACUUAGAUUGUUCUGUAAAGUGUUGCUCACCUUCCAUCACACGUCUUAUGUAUUACUUAAUAGCAGGUUAAAUUAUCAAAGAAUCUUGAUGUAUAGUCAAUAAAACUGGUAUCUAUUUUAUACAGUACCUGUAAGUAACAUUUGAAAACUAUUUCCAGAAUGUACCAUAGAGCAAAGUCUUCCUGUAUAGCAGCCUAUUAAACUGGAUUCUCUGGCUAUA